Messenger RNA from Amphiprion ocellaris (clown anemonefish), 2516 nucleotides. It is a transcript of the gene sf3a2, whose product is annotated as splicing factor 3a, subunit 2. The transcript has 8 exons. Gene Ontology annotation, biological process: spliceosomal complex assembly. Gene Ontology annotation, cellular component: U2 snRNP; U2-type prespliceosome; nucleus. The record is from RefSeq and is a predicted model, not a curated record. Bases 250 to 1140 code for a protein of 296 amino acids. Gene Ontology annotation, molecular function: nucleic acid binding; zinc ion binding. Lineage: Eukaryota; Metazoa; Chordata; Actinopteri; Pomacentridae.
GAAAAUGUCACCGUUGUUUGGUUGGCGUGGGCCCGUCCAGGAGGUGGCAGUAGCAGACAUGAAGAAGGUUGUCAAAAACAAAAAACACGAAGAAGUCAAAUGCGCAUGCGCAUUACGUAUCUACAUUUGCGUGUUCCUGACGUUGUGGAGUUGAUAAUCAGGAAGGAUCUGUUUGGAGUUACUGUCCAGUUUUGACUGGAUACUCAGGUGUAGGUGUGUCUGCGUGAUCGCGUCCAUCACCUUGCAAAGAUGGAUUUCCAGCAUCGAGCUGGAGGGAAGACAGGGAGCGGUGGAGUGGCAUCUGCCUCUGAAAGUAACCGAGACAGGCGAGAACGGUUACGUCAGCUGGCCCUGGAGACCAUUGACAUCAACAAAGACCCCUAUUUUAUGAAGAAUCACUUAGGAUCAUACGAGUGCAAACUUUGUCUGACACUUCACAACAAUGAGGGCAGCUACCUGGCUCACACACAAGGAAAGAAACAUCAGACCAACUUAGCACGGAGAGCAGCUAAAGAAGCAAAAGAAGCUCCUGCUCAACCAGCACCAGCAAAAGUUAAAGUUGAAGUCAAGAAGUUUGUCAAAAUUGGUCGACCAGGAUACAAAGUGACCAAACAGAGAGAUCCAGAGACUGGACAGCAGUCUUUACUUUUCCAGAUUGACUAUCCAGAGGUUGCUGAAGGAAUUGGACCCAGACACCGUUUCAUGUCUGCUUAUGAACAGCGUAUUGAGCCCCCUGAUCGUCGUUGGCAGUACCUGCUGUUGGCUGCUGAACCAUACGAGACUAUAGCCUUCAAGGUCCCCAGUAGAGAAAUUGAUAAAGCAGAAAACCGCUUCUGGACCCACUGGAACAGAGAAACUAAACAGUUCUUCCUACAGUUCCACUUCAAAAUGGAAAAAGCUGUUUCCCAGUCCAGUGGUCCACCACCUCCUGCCAGUGUGAAGCGCCCCCCUCCUCUGAUGAGUGGUGUUGGACCUCGCCCACCAAAUGACAGUCUCCCUCCUCCCCCACCUGGAGGGAUGCCUGUCCCUCCCCUCCCACCUGGUGCACCAGGUGCCCCCCAGAUGCCUCCUCAGAUGCCCAUGCCUCCCAUGCCAAUGAGGCCGCCCCCUCCAGAGGGCCUUGCAAUGUCUAAUAAUUGAUCCCCUACUAGGAUUUUAGGAUUACGCUCUGUCAUUGUGUGCAAUCACACUGCCCUGCGUGUCAGCCACAGUGUCAAGGUCCCUUUGGAUAUUGCAGGUAUAUUCAGUUGAAUUAUUUCUACAAAUGUUUAAAGUCCACAUUUAAUAGAUUUUUACACAUCUGUUUGAUUUAUGUAAAUGUGCAGGGCAGUGUGUUAUUGCAUGAGCAUAAAUAUGACCACACUCUUUUGUAUUACAAUCUAGGUUCUGGAUAUGGAGCUGUGGUUGGUAGCUCAUCCUUUAAGAUGUUUUUGUAAUUAAAUACUGUCGAGAAACAGGAAACAUUUGUGUCCUUGAGUCUGCACUCCUCCAUAGACAUCACACAGAACGAUUUAUUGAACCAGCCAUCUGAGCUCAAGGUUGCUGAUCAGGAUAAAAGCUUUACUUCAGAGAUGUGCCUUUAACUAGGCUCUCUGAAGCAGCUUUUAAACAAUGAAACACGCUAAAUUGGACAAAAUAUUGAUAAUGCUCAGUCUUGAUCUUAGGUUUGCAGUGUUAUGUCACUGUUGACAUUUAACCAGGCUUGACUGGACACAGUUUAUUUGAUGUUGUCUCUAUUUAAGCACCAAAAAUGAUCACAUGAACAUUUUAAAUAAAGAAGUCAACACAUUAAAUUUAAUUAAACUAAUUAUCCUCACACGUAAUUCAAAGUUCCAUCACACAUGAAUCACAUCUGAUCAGGAGAGCAACACAAUGCUGCUGAUUAUGUUCUGCCAUGUAGCUGUAAGCACAUGCUGAGACUCAUGAUUUUUUUUUAGUUUGAUGGACAAAAUUAUGAUUUUGAAUAGAUGUUACCAAAAUACUUCAACUGAAGAAUGUUUAGAAAAUGAAUUCUAUAAAAUCAGCCUCAGUAGAAAGAGUCCACUCAUCCUUUUUGAGUCUUUUUCUGAUCUUUCUUUCCCUCUGACUUCCUAGUUUUCUUAGGAACUGUGUCCUCUACUUCAUCCUCAUCCUCAUCUUCAUCUGCUUCUUCAGGGUCUUCCUUUUUAGCUCUCUCUUUGACUUCUUCAUCCCUGGCCUUCUUGGCUCUCCUGUCCUUUAGUUUCCCGUCUCUUCGCUUCAUGAGUUUUUUGUCUGGCAAUGGCUUGUUUCUGAGACGGCUUGAUGAUUGUGCUCCUCUCUUUGAUUUUGCUUUUUUGACCCCUCCGUCAUUCUCAUCCUCUUCAUCUUCAUCGUCUUCAUCAUCGAGGUCUGGCAGCCACCAAAACAGGACUUCCCACAAAGAUGUCUCAGGCUACAGAGGGGACAAUAGUGAUCAAAAGUGUGGGGGAAAAAAAAUCAGCUGUUUGUCAUAUAAUUGGUUGAGUGUAAAAUAAACCUCUGAUGGUUGCCCUCUG